This is a messenger RNA of Clonostachys rhizophaga, 231 nucleotides long. The record is from the annotation of a GenBank genome assembly. NCBI's taxonomy places the organism in Eukaryota, Fungi, Ascomycota, Sordariomycetes, Hypocreales, Bionectriaceae.
AUGGGCGUUUCUUCCACCACCAUCGUAGCGCUGUUGCUGCCAGCGCUUGCUUAUGCGCAGAUUGACCGAGAAAAGGUCGUCACGAAGUACAAUGUUGUGCGCACCAGUCUCAUCAACGAUACACAGACUCCAUUACAGGUCGGCAAUGGAGACUUCGCCUUUAACAUGGACAAUACGGGAAUGCAGGUAUAUGCCUAUGCUGAUAUAUAUUUCGACCCGAAGACUGACUAA